Messenger RNA from Paramormyrops kingsleyae, 1724 nucleotides. It is a transcript of the gene nenf, whose product is annotated as neudesin neurotrophic factor. Lineage: Eukaryota; Metazoa; Chordata; Actinopteri; Osteoglossiformes; Mormyridae. Gene Ontology annotation, cellular component: endoplasmic reticulum; endomembrane system; membrane. The record is from RefSeq and is a predicted model, not a curated record.
UCCCAAACAGUGAUCACCCUAAAGUUGUAUUAUUAUUUCGUUGUUGUGGAUUUGAUUUUCUAAAAGCAGCCUGACCUCCCGCUGUCUUCAUUUUAGGAGUUGUUAUUAAUUAUGGAUAUGUUAUGUAUGUAAUUCGGGAGAUGCGUCUGCAAAAAGCAGGAAGUCGGCGGUUUAUCACGGUGAGAGGAGACUUUCCGCAAUGGCAGCCCUGUGGAAAGCCCUGGUCUUGGUGCUCCUGGAGGCUCUGCUGUGCCCUGCGGAUGAAGUUACAUUAAAGCCGAAACCUGCCCGCAAACCCGUCCGAUUAUUCACUGACGACGAUCUACGAAGUUACAACGGCCUGAAGGAAGGGAAGCCGAUCUACCUGGCAGUGAAAGGAGUGGUAUUUGACGUAACUAAAGGGAAAGAGUUUUAUGGGAGAGGUGCACCAUACAAUGCCUUGGCAGGGAAGGACUGCACGAAAGCUGUCGCGAAAAUGUCUCUGGACCCUGAAGACUUAACGCAUGACACUACCGGAUUAGCUGAGGAAGAGCUGCAGUCACUGGACAGCAUAUUCAAAGACACCUACAAAGCGAAAUACCCAAUCGUGGGCUACACAGCCAGGCGGAUCCUGAACGAGGACGGCAGCCCCAACAAACACUUUCAGCCUGAAGAUCAGCCCAAUUUCAGCAUCAAGGACGAGUUUUAAAAAGUCAGUUCCAUCUGGAACUAAAAGGGAAAAAAAACACAUUUAUACAUCAAUCAUGCAAAUAUUUGGUACCAUUUACAACAGUGUGGCAGUCUCUCAUAUUUUUAAUGUGUUCUUCAUGGAGUUAAAAUGCCUUCACAUAAUUAGGUAUUAAGUGUUUCAGUCCAUGUAAUGUAGUUAACAUGGUCCUAUUUGUGACUGAACCUCCAGACAUUUCCUUAGAGGGUAAAAGUUUAAACUCACAUUGCCUUUAAGUCUAUUUGCCCUGUUUCAUUUUGUGAAAGUAGAGCGUGAAUCCAAUGCCAGAUCAUUACCUCAAACGGUAACCUGGUUUAAACCUGGAAUUAAGACCAGUGAUGUGCUUUUCGUUUAUCAAUCUGAUCUCCACCAGUGUUCCAACUGCUGGUACCGGAACAUGUCACAGAUUGGCGGCUUCAGGGUAUGUUGUCAUUUCAUUUAUCAGGUGUAUUUAUGAAGGAGGUCACAUCUUUGGAUCAGUGGAGGGUGUGCUCGUCAUAUUUGAUGGGAAACUCAUUGUGAUGUCCGGUGUAAAUGGGAUCCAAAUUGCUGCGCUUCCCCGUUCGGUCCUUGGGGACCCGCAGACAGUCCAGAAAUGUGGACAGUCUGGCAGGGAGCUGGGAGGGAGCAAGAACAUGGACCGUCUGUGGGACCCCGACGACUAGGUUGGGAAACGCUGCAAAUUGGAUUUCCAUCUCAGCUGAGUAAGUGAAUCUGAGACACGGUUGUUUAAAGGAAAUAUUUUUCCAUUCAUCUUGCGGUAUAAUGCACACCUCUGAGAUGUAGUUUCCAACUACAGACUGUAAUUAGUUUUUUUUUUUCUUCUACCUAAUUUUAUAGCAUUUGUGAAGUGUCUGAUAUCUGAUUGCUAUGGUACAAAAUAUGUUUACUGUAUUUUAGUACACUACAAUUCUGUGAUUUGUUUUGGGUGAUAUGCUUGAGAUGAAAAUUCUAGACUUUGACAUAAUUGAUGCAUUAUUGUUACUAAGUUAAUUACGAAUAAAUAUGAAUAGAUGCA